AUGGCACACCCUAAAUCUUCUACAAAACCAGUGGUCUUACCCGCAAGCUACACCUCCCACACCCCCCACGAAUCCUUCCCAGACCCCUCCACCAACAAUCUCACCUGGCACACACUUAUCUCCGCCACCCAAACACCAACCCAAGACCUAAGCGCGGGGAUAGCCGUCUGCCCACCGAAGACCGGCCAGCUCUGCCCACAUCGCCACGUGCAGGCUGAGCUCUACCAUAUCCUGCACGGCGCCGGGCAAGUUACCAUCGACGGAACGGUGUAUCCGGUCUCAGCUGGGAGUACCGUCUACAUCCCUCCGGAUGCAGAGCAUGCCAUUGUGAACACGGGUUCGGAGGAUUUGAGGUGGUUCUAUGUGUUUCCGACGAAUGAUUUUGCGGACGUGGUGUAUCGGUUCUCUGAGAAGAGGGCCAAAUUGUGA
Messenger RNA from Penicillium riverlandense, 429 nucleotides. RefSeq lists its product as uncharacterized. NCBI's taxonomy places the organism in Eukaryota, Fungi, Ascomycota, Eurotiomycetes, Eurotiales, Aspergillaceae. The record is from RefSeq and is a predicted model, not a curated record. Bases 1 to 429 code for a protein of 142 amino acids. The transcript has a single exon.